UCGUGAUCUCUAGCGAUAUCCUGCAACGCAGAACACAUCUUUUGCUUUAUAAUUAUUCUGUCUCCGUUGAACUCACAGUAAAACCCUAAAUCGCACAGACCACCUUUGUUAAAAAAUUCAACUUUGUAUUUUUGUUGCUUGGGAGCAAUGGGAUUUCCCAAUACUAGUCCCACGUUAAAGUUGUGACGUAUAAAUAAGCAAACGAACAAAGGAAUUCGUUGUUAAAAGUACACGGUGUGCCGUUGUUGCAUGGUUGCAGGCUCGGUAGAGGACUCGGCUGAAAAGGUGGAGGGCCUGGGCUCGAGAGACGCUAAGGAGUCGGAGAACGACUCGAGGGAAGAAGAGCCGCAGCCACCGGACGUAGCCGCCAAGCUGAGCGGACUCCUAGCAGGCCUUCCGACCCUCGCGGGUCCGCAGCGCCUCGCCACUUCCCUCAGACAGAAGUUCGUCAACAACUCUGGUCUCCCCUGGCUCGGCCUGAUGCGCAUCGUCUCAACUACUGCCAACUCAACACCCGACGUCAAAUCAACAGCAAGUAGCAAUAGAUCAUUGGCCGACAUUUUUAGAUGUUGUCAAGAACUUCUCUUUUUAUCGGCAGUCAAUAAAUUAGCUCUAAUUUGAAAAGACAUAAGAUAUACUAUUCAAGCCUUUAAAAUACAGUUCAAAUUUUUUCGAGAAAAGAACAUUUUGUACACAGCUAGUAACUCAAGCAUUAUUUUUACUCAAUCGGGUGAUUAUAUUCAAGGACAAAUAAAAUGACUUCGGUUUAAGCAAGAAGAAAAUUUAAUAAAACAUCUUCGUGAACAUCGAAUCCACUGGUCAAGAAAUUAUUAUCAGUGACUCUUGAAAAUUUCUGAAUAAAAGCAAUCAACAUGGCUUCUAAAAUAAAAAUCCCGGUUUUGGAACUUGAACUCGGGGAGGUAAAGGAUAUAUUAUGGGAGAAGUCACAAGAACCAGGCAUGCAACGAAAACUCAUUUUGGUUAUUGUAUGUAUUGCUCUACUAUUGGACAACAUGUUAUACAUGGUCAUAGUACCUAUCAUCCCAGACUACUUGAAAUAUAUUGGAACAUUUGAUGAUGAUAAGCCCGCUGGUAAUAGUACAGGAGCACCAUCGCAUCACGGGCAAGACUCGGCGACAGGAAUUUUGUUUGCAUCAAAAGCAAUUGUUCAGCUCAUGGUUAAUCCAUUUUCAGGUUCCUUAAUAGAUAGGAUAGGUUAUGACCUUCCCAUGAUGAUUGGCCUUACCAUCAUGUUUCUGUCAACUGCAGUUUUUGCAUGUGGCCGAAGCUAUGGUGUCCUAUUUUUCGCAAGAAGUUUGCAGGGUGUUGGUUCUGCGUUCGCCGAUACAUCUGGAUUAGCCAUGAUUGCUGAUCGAUUUACUGAAGAAAAUGAGCGUUCUAAGGCCCUUGGUAUUGCUUUGGCUUUCAUUAGUUUUGGAAGUCUCGUAGCUCCCCCAUUUGGUGGGGCUCUAUACCAAUUUGCUGGCAAGGAAGUACCAUUUCUGAUUCUUGCAUUCGUUAGCUUGGCAGACGGUCUUAUGUUACUACUUGUGAUGAAACCUAUUAAAGAGCAAAUUACGGAAAGUCGUAGAGAAGCACAACCAACAACUCCUAUCUGGCGACUCUUGAUUGACCCGUACAUUGCCGUGUGCGCUGGCGCUCUCAUGAUGUCAAACGUAGCUCUUGCCUUUUUGGAACCAACUAUUUCUCUCUGGAUGGAGGAUCACAUAACACACGAUAAUUGGAAGAUGGGCAUGAUUUGGCUUCCCGCUUUUUUCCCGCACGUUUUUGGAGUAGUUAUAACGGUUAAAAUGGCGAAACAGUAUCCACAGCACCAAUGGCUCAUGGCUGCUGCUGGGUUAGCCCUCGAAGGACUCUGUUGUUUUAUCAUACCCUUUUCAACUUCAUAUAAAUUUCUCAUGAUUCCGAUUUGUGGAAUUUGUUUUGGCAUUGCUCUUAUUGAUACAGCUUUACUCCCCACAUUGGGUUACUUGGUAGAUGUCCGCUAUGUAUCAGUUUAUGGAAGCAUUUACGCUAUCGCAGAUAUCAGCUACAGCUUAGCGUAUGCAAUUGGCCCAAUUAUUGCUGGCGGAAUUGUUGAAGCUAUUGGCUUUACAGCUCUGAAUUUUUUGAUUGCCUUCCUCAAUCUGCUUUAUGCACCAGUUCUAAUGAAUCUCAGAUACAUUUACGACUUCAAGCCAUUCCAAGAUGAAGCUAAUAUUCUUAUGCAAGAUCCACCGAACAAGGAAUAUCAAACGUACGUACUGCAGGAGCAGAGGCCAGUUUCGGGUGAAGUUGGCAACCAUCUUACGUCUCAAACGAGAAUGGAAACGAACGUAGAUCAGGAUGGUAAUUACCAAAGCUACGGAGAUGGCUACGCUUACCAAGGUCAAGCUCAGCCAAAUCAAAGUGGUGGUGCUCUUAGCUAUGAUCAACAAGGGCAACAGUAUCAACAAAAUAUCAGUGGAUAUGAUCAAAUGCAGUCUGGAGUGCAGCAAGGCAUUCAACAGCCUACUCAACAAGGGACACAACAAGGACCUUACUAUGGACAACAAACGGGUUAUCAGCAGAAUGUUAGGUCAGCUAAUCCAAAUCCAUUUAGAAGCGAUCAACAGACGGAUCAAAGGGCGGCUGGAGGAGGAGAAAGUAAUCCUUUCAGGCAAGGGAUGUUUUAAAACGGAUCUAAAAACAAAGCCAGAUUAUAAUUAUAUACACAAAAAAGUGAAAGUUAUAUUUAAGUAAUUUAGUUGAUGACUGUGAUUGGUUGAAGUUAUAGACUAUUGUCUUCACGGCAGGCUUCCAGUGAUGAAAAAUUUUAAACAUGAGGUAGGGUUUGUUAAAAUGGUGAAGCUCGUACGUGUCGCUUAAAAUGAGGUAGAACAAAAUAAUUGCAUGCCAUGGCCGAGAAGUGAAGAACGUCUGAACGAAUUGCGGAGGAUAAAAGAAGUAUUUUAGGCAAAAACCAAAUCGGUCAUAAAAGUCACGUUGCAACAAAGCAAUUGUAAACUAUUUUUUCGCUUCCAAAAUCGUCAUCAUUAGAAUUGAAUAUUGAUUCAUUCUUCAUUAAACUGCGUGCUUCUAACGUCUGAUCAUUAUCCAUACCAAUUUCCUGUGUACGAAGGAACUAGUGCAAAAAUAAAGAAAUGUACGGGAUGUGUUACAGAAACAACAGUGUUUGUGUGUGAUCAGUACGAGGUUAUUAUUGUUGUUACAUAUUAACAAAAAUUGAUCGUAUACAAAAUGAUCGAGUGUAUCCCAUGUGCUGAAGCACUUGUGUGCAUUUGAUUUGUGAAUCAUUGUUGUUCUCCUAAAAAAAAGUUUUUUUAAAAAAUCGUAAGUAUAAGCAGUUGUACAAAAACUGUUCCUCAUUUUUCCUCUCAGUACUUUAAGUUGACAAAAAAUAGAGUAGAAAAAUUUGAAAAAAUGGGUGCACAAAAAAGUUCUUAUUAAUUUUUCGGAAUAAUUUUGUUAAAACUUAUUUUUGAGAAAGUUUGUUUUAUAAUGUGAAUAGUUUCUAGAUGGAAAUGUAAUUAUUGCUUUAAUUAAAAUUGCUCAUAAAAAAUCUAUUUGGUCCGUCGUACAGAAUACAAAUAAGCUUUGGGCUUUUUUUUCUCGAGAAAAAUAAAAA
Messenger RNA from Copidosoma floridanum, 3628 nucleotides. RefSeq names its product Vesicular acetylcholine transporter (gene VAChT). Gene Ontology annotation, cellular component: terminal bouton; AP-1 adaptor complex; membrane. Lineage: Eukaryota; Metazoa; Arthropoda; Insecta; Hymenoptera; Encyrtidae. Gene Ontology annotation, molecular function: xenobiotic transmembrane transporter activity; acetylcholine transmembrane transporter activity. The record is from RefSeq and is a predicted model, not a curated record. Gene Ontology annotation, biological process: xenobiotic transport; transmembrane transport; chemical synaptic transmission.